AUGGAGGCUAUGAAGCCCAAGUUGAAAGUGCUAAAAAAGCGUCGCUCCAGCCUUUUUGCGACCAUAAAACGGGAAAUGAGCUUUACGCAAAGCAUUGAGGAGCAGGAGGGUGAGUUUCCAUUUUCACAGGACAGCUCUGUGAAAGCAUGGACAUCUAUGGACAACCUUGACACACCUGAUGAGAAGAAAGGUGCAAGAAAAGAUCAGAAAAAACACCCACCAAACCCAAGGAAAUCAAACAUUGUCAAUCUCAACAUAGGCGGAAAGGUGUUUCACAUCCCGAAGCAUUUGGUCCUCAAACACCCAAAAACCAGGAUUGGAGUCCUUGCCCUUUGUGACGACCCAGUCAAGCGUCUGACGCUCUGUGACGAUUACAAUGUUCAUAAUGACGAAUUCUUUUUUGACAGGGACCCCAUGUUUUUCCACUACAUCUUCCACUUUUAUUGCAGUAAUGUCUUGUGGGUGAUGGACAGUCUCUGCCCUGUCAACUUUGAAGAGGAGAUGUCAUUCUGGGGAUUGAAACUGAAGGACACUCCAAGGUGCUGCCGCAUUCUGUUUGAGGAGAAAGUGGACGACAUCAGAGACCAGCUGAAGGUUAACCAGGAGUUGCUUGAUGAGAUUAAGCCUCACCAGGAUGACGAGGGAUACAAGAGCAUGUUUCUUGGAGACUUCCGUAAGAUCCUCUGGGACCUGAUGGAGAAUCCUUACUCCUCACUAGGAGCCAAAUCUUUUGCUGUGUUUUCCAGUCUCUUUGUGCUUAUCUCUAUCGUUGCCAUGACACUGAAUACAGUAAAAGAACUCAGGCAGUACAAACUUGCUGGCAAAACCUACAUGGAGUGGAUAGAGAUUUCCUCCAUCCUUUUCUUCACCUUAGAAUACUUUUUGCGGUUACUCACCACAUCCGACAUCAAACAUUUUGUGAAGAGUGCCCUCAACUUUGUUGAUGUGGUUGCUGUGAUGCCCUACUUUCUCCAGAUCAUUUUUGAGACAUUUGUUAUGGAUUCCGAAGACAUGGGUGCAAAGGAGGAUUUGAAGGCCAUGGCGAGGGUCAGUAAAGUCAGCAAGGUGCUCAAGGUUGUCAAGCUGAUGCGCAUCUUUCGUAUCUUGAAGCUUGCCCGUCACUCCACAGGCAUGAGGGCGUUUGGUUUCACCAUCCGACAGUGCUCUGAACAGGUGUGCUGUCUGUUCCUGUUCAUUGCCAUGGGUAUCUUCACUUUCUCUGCUCUGAUGCACUCUGUAGAGGUGGAUCAGCCUGGGACACCUUUCAGCAGCAUACCAGACGCCUGGUGGUGGGCUGCGGUGAGCAUUUCCACUGUGGGCUAUGGAGAUGUCGUCCCUAUCUCAUAUCUUGGCCGUUGUGUAGCAUUUGGCUGCAUCUCUUUUGGCAUCAUCCUCAAUGGCAUGCCCAUCUCCAUCCUUUUCAACAAGUUCUCUGACUAUUACGCCAAACUGAAGGAGCAGGAAUACACAUAUUCAAACACAGAGCGUACCUUCCAGCUCAGGAAACGUCUGAGGCGCAAGUUUGAAAACUGCUUCGAACCACCAGAGGAGUUCGACGACGAGAUAUACUAUCGGCCAAGCGGAAGGCAAAUCCACGAGAGCGAUGAUUUAUCAUCUCACUAG
Messenger RNA from Plectropomus leopardus (leopard coralgrouper), 1623 nucleotides. Its product is annotated as potassium voltage-gated channel subfamily V member 2. Gene Ontology annotation, molecular function: delayed rectifier potassium channel activity. Lineage: Eukaryota; Metazoa; Chordata; Actinopteri; Perciformes; Serranidae. Gene Ontology annotation, biological process: protein homooligomerization; action potential; potassium ion transmembrane transport. The record is from RefSeq and is a predicted model, not a curated record. Gene Ontology annotation, cellular component: voltage-gated potassium channel complex; membrane.